GAGAAACAUCUGCGGCGCCUGGAAACUCAAACCAGAAACAAAAGCCCGAGAGUUUCGUGUGGGAUUAUUAAAGCGUUCGGCGAGCGGGCUGAGGGAAUAGUUGACAUGGCGCGGAAGAAGAGCAAGCAGCAGCCGCAGCAGCAGCAGGCCGGGGCGGUGAAUAAAGAGCAGAGCGGGGCGAAGAGCGCUGGAGAUGCGGCGCCAGCAGCAGCCAGGAGCAGCCAGUCGGUUCACACCUGCUGUUUGCUCUGCCACCGGGAGUUUAAGGACUGGGGCUCGACCAACGGACUCCCGAGCCACGGCGCCAAGCCGUCCGAGGCCGUCCCGGCGCUCUCGCAGGCCCUGCCGAAAGACGCGCCCGGACGCAAGCUGGCGGACGCCGUGCCCUCGCUGUCGCAGUCGCUGCUGGGCGAGGUGCCCCUGUGGAUCUGUCAGAGCUGCCGCAAGAGCGUCGAGGAGGAGGAGAGGAGGGCCGCGCAGGAGCAGAGCGCGCCGGUCCCCCUGUCCCACUCGUCCUCGUGCAAGUCGCAGACCUGCGGGAACGGUUACCCCGAGCAGAGCUCCGUAGACUGGGACCCCAGCUCCUUCCUGUCGGCCCGAAAACUCUCGGGCCUGUGGAACUCCGCGCACACGGGCACGGGCGCUCACUGCACCCACAACAACGCUACGCACUCUCAGCAAGCGGGAGGAACGGCGGGACCAACCUGUCACGAUAAGCGCUCGUCCCACGAGGCCGCCGGGACCAAAGUAUGUCCCUACAGUCACCCAGCGCCCCCUAGUGCCACGUCCAUUACUACACCACUUUCUACCUCUGCUGAGAUCUGCAAGACCUCAGCCAAGCACUUCAAAAGCAUGUGCAGGAGGCCGACUCCUCCAGGCGAAGCAUUCCACCCGAACGAGCAGCACCAGCCGUCGGCGGACCUUUCCGUUCCACCCAACAGCCCGACGGGCCUCUCGUCCCAGAACUCGUCUCUGCCGCUCCCCACCAAGCCCACGUCUAACCAGCACGCUCCGUUCCCCUCGCUGGCACCCAGCCUCGGCGCCAAGCACUCGGGCGGGCAGGACAAACCCAGCGCCUGCAAAAACGCCAAGUUGAACUCGUCCGUGAUGGGCUGCAGUCACCCCUGCAACGGGCACAACGGCGGCGGCGGCAGCAACGGCGCCACCGCAACCUCCGCCGACUCGGGUCAUCUAACAACCAGCACAUGCAGGGAGCAGGCAUGUAAAGGGCACAAGCUAGUAAACGGUUCAUCAUGCCAGCAGGCAGCGUGCGAGCUGGAGGACCCCGAGGACGAGGACAGCGGCUCCGAGCGCAGCUCCUGCGCCUCGUCGACCAACCAGCGCGACGGCAAAUACUGCGACUGCUGCUACUGCGAAUUCUUCGGCCAUAACGCCCCCCCCGCCGCCCCCACCAGUCGCAACUACGCCGAGAUCCGAGAGAAGCUGCGCUCCAGGCUGACCCGGCGGAAAGAGGAACCGCCUCAGAGGCCGGACCUGGACCCGGCCUUAACGAGCGCCAUCGAUCACCGCGACGUGGACGAGCUGCUCCACUUCAUCAACGCCACAGAACCCAAACGCGUCAACAGCGCCAAGGCUGCCAAACGGGCCCGGCACAAACAGAAGAAGAAGGAGAAGGAGCGCGCCCUCCAGGUCUGCAGCGAUCAGCAUUCUUCAUCUCCCCAGCCCGAGCAGACGGAGGAGGCGGAGGACGAGGAGCACGUCCCGGACGGCGAGGCCGGCCGUCUCCUGGAGUGGCCUCAGCUGGAGCUGGAGCGCGUCAACAGCUUCCUCACGUCACGCCUGGAGGAGAUCAAGAACACCAUCAAGGACUCCAUCCGCGCCUCGUUCAGCAUGUACGACCUCAACCUGGACGUCAGCGACUUCCCCAAGAAGGCCGCCUCGCUGGAGGGCCAGCGCCUGCUGCCUCACCUGAACGGCUCGGCCAACGAGCCGCAGCAGAUCGACCUGGACCUGGCGCCGCUCUCCUUCAAGAACUUCAAGAAGAGCGUCCAGAUACUCAACGGCCUCACCAGCGACUGCAGCACCAACAACAUCAGCAACAGCAUCGCCGCCGACACCGUCAGCGACGUUUCCACCCCGACUGUCCCCCCCGCGACCGACGACGUGCCCAAACCCAGAGACGAGACCAAGAACACCACGGGCGCCGGCGCCAAGACGAAGAAGGGCAAGAAGAUUCAGCGUCUGCAGCACCAGCAGCAGCAGGACCAGCACCCCCAGGAGCAGCACGCCAACUAUAAAUCCACUAAAGCACCCGGAAACCAGGAGAAAACCCCAGAGCCCGACAAGGUCGCCAAGGGAGGGUCCAAAACCAUCCAGCAGCACGCGGAGAGUCAGAAAACCGGAAACAGAAAAGCAGAGGAGGGUAAACCAGCCUUUAAAAACGCCACCGCCAUUUCUAAUGGGAGCCAUCAUUCGGGAUCGAACGCGCACAGAGGGAAGUACGACGGCGACGCCCGGGGGAACAAAUCGGAGCACGAGGUGUACGGGAAAAACAACGCCAACACUCCGAGUAACGCUCAGAACUCACAGCAGCAGCCGAGGGGUAAAAAUAAGAAGAACAGGAGCAAGACGGAUAAGUCCAGCAGUGCUAUAGAUGACGUGUUCCUCCCUAAGGACCUCGAUCCAACCGAGAUGGAUGAGAUUGAUCGUGAGGUUGAAUACUUUAAGAGGUUUUGCCUGGAUUCGGCUAAACAGACGCGACAGAAAGUGGCCGUGAACUGGUCAAACUUCAGCCUGAAAAAGAUGCCGUCGAACGCGGCGCAGUAACGCACACACACACACACACACACACACACACACACGUACGGAACGAUGGUAACCGAGAACCCCAACUUCCCGACAGACUCUGCCCGGCAAGCCACUGUAGUCCUCAUCCGAUUGGUCCGUCUCCGCCCCGUCUGUCUUUACAGCUCACGGGAUUCGGUUAUGUCUAACCGUCCGGCUGAGCUCGUUUUUUUACUGUAUGGAGGUGAUCAUCGCUCAUGUCCUGGUUUUAUUUGUAGUGUGUAAAUAAUUAUUUUACAAUAAAAAGGUUUUAAAUCCAAAAA
Molecule: messenger RNA, 3068 nt
Organism: Trichomycterus rosablanca
Lineage: Eukaryota; Metazoa; Chordata; Actinopteri; Siluriformes; Trichomycteridae
Gene: fam193b
Product: family with sequence similarity 193 member B
Exons: 10
Coding region: 106-2787 (893 amino acids)
Cellular component (GO): nucleus; cytoplasm
Source: RefSeq, a predicted model, not a curated record